This is a messenger RNA of Liolophura sinensis, 2495 nucleotides long. RefSeq lists its product as uncharacterized. The coding region runs from base 125 to 1657 and encodes 510 amino acids. Lineage: Eukaryota; Metazoa; Mollusca; Polyplacophora; Chitonida; Chitonidae. The record is from RefSeq and is a predicted model, not a curated record. The transcript has 10 exons.
ACCCGGGGCCUCGGUGUUCACUGAAGCAGACACAGACUGAAUCCGCCUCAGCUCUCUCUCCAACAGUCUCUCCUCAGCCAGCGUUUUAGUCGGACGCGUUCUAACAGUGACGAUAACCUGCAUAAUGUUUACCUUAGCCAUCUUGGCUGUGGCCGUCGGGUGUGUGGUUUCACAGCGACCACAGCCAGACCCGCAAUCAAUGUCGCCCAUGCCCUGGGGUCUGGAAGGAUGUGACAUACAGGGCCUACAGAGCUGUAUUUCACCUUACAUGACCGCUGCCAUGAUGCGUCGUGGACCAGACAUGAGUCUAACCUCCUCGAUGCAAUUUCCUACUCUGGACACUUCCUGCAAACAGCUAGAGGAGGUGAGGAAGUGUAUUAUGCCUAAAAUGAGUACGUGUGGACCUGAAGCUACAUCGGCUGUGUCGGCUGCCUUUGAAGCUGUGGACUAUUUGUGUGUAGAGGCCAGAAAUGAAACACAGAGGUAUAUGAAUUGUCUGCUGCGUGACAACAACGCCGUCAAGUUCACUGUGUGUAUGAGGGACAUGAUGACGAAUGAGAUGGCAAUACUGGCACAAGUGCGCGACCCACGGGCUGUGCAAGUGCGACUUUGCGGACUGAUCCAGCGCUAUGAAGUCUGUGCCGAGAGGAAAGCGGGCAGUAUAUGCAACGAGGAGGCCCUCAUGACACAUUUCUUCUCCAUCCUCAACAAGGGGCUGUCCUUCUUACAGUGCCCUCAGCUGGGUGUGGACAGCGUGACUACGAAACGCCCACAUCAUCAUAUCCUCCCCACAGAGGGCAGACAGGAGAUGCCGGAGAUGCCCAUCUCAGAGGGUAAUGUGGAGGGUAACCGACCAAACUUCGGUCAUAUCGAGAGAAACUUGCAGUGUAUACAGAGAGCCAUGUCGGGCUGUAUAUCCCCCAGUAUGGCCUUCCUAGCAAGCUCAGGAAGAUUUGAUGUGGAUCAAGUGUGCCAGGUCUUUGAGCGUGCAGAAAAGUGCAUGGUCAGUGCAGAAAGCAUGUGUGGACCAGAUGCCAGGAAGUAUAUGGAGUCAAUGAAGCGAAUCUUUGACCACCUCUGUUUUGAGAAGAAACAAGAGUUCAAAGAGGUGGGUACCUGCCUCAUGAAGGAUACACGCUCCCUGGAUAUUCAAGGGUGCUUGGGACCACUCAGCGGUCUAGUGGCACGAGGGGAUUUUGACAUGGAGAAGACCCACAAGUCUUUUGAAAUGCAGGAAAUAGCUUGCCGAGGCAUGGAGUCCUACACAAACUGUGUCAGCGACGUUGUAGAGAAGCGCUGUGGGUACAAGGCUAGGGACUUGCUAGACUCCGUCAUGCCAGAGAUGUACCAUCUUAUGGAGAAUCAAAUGGGUCUGUCCUGCCCUACUGACCAGAUAGACAUCGCCGAUGUUGACCGACACCAUCAUAGACAUCACCGCCGUCACAUGGCCCUACUGGUUGCUCUGCCAAUCGUCGGUGUUGUUGUUGUGGCUAUCAUUGUAGCUGUUAUUGUGGCUAUUGUGCGCAGGCGCGGCGCAGCACGCCGGCAGCAGUUGGAGAAGUCAGACUUGGUGAAGAAUGACGUCCUUCAGCAGAAUCUACGCUUCGCCAUCACCCAGACUCCUAAGGAGAAGUCCCAGGACGGACUGAGAGUGUAACCACAUCUUCACACCGUUAACUCUACAAAAAAGAUAGACUGUUAAGUGUGUCCUGUCCUUAAUAAUAAUAAUCUCUGAUAUUUACACCUAACAAUCCCUACUUCGUGUAAUUUAACUAUCCUUGAAUAAUUUGUAUUUUGAUACGAAGUGUGUUUUACAUAGGAAUAUUUGUUGUCUUGAUGAGUGUGUGCAGAGGCAGCGAAUCUCGAUUGGUUCCGGUAUUCCAACAGGAACACGAAUAGGAGUUUAUUCCGGCCAACACAGAUACACAGUAUAAAAGACGAUGUAUUUGGAAAGCCAAACAAAGCAUAACGAAGUACAGUUCAAGACAAAGUUUCUCAAACGUUUGGAUUAUAUCGAUCGUCAAACCUAAUGAGUGUUUUAUGAAUUUAUCAUAUACUAUUUAGACGAAAUAUGGGUUACCCUAUGUAUAUUUUAAAUUGGUUGAAAUGUUUUGCAAGUGCUUUAAAAAAGAAAAAAAGGGCAAAACUCACAUGUUCGGCUGAUUGCAGAGGUAUUUGACCAAGGAAGUUUAAAACUCCGCUGAGACUGAUGCACAACUCGUGGGUGCUUUAUAAGAAUGUGAUAUGACUUUCUACAUAUGCUAUAUUAAUGGUACUGACUGUUAUGCAUUGGUAUACCGUAUUUGCAAAUGUUGUGUAUUUUCAGCUUAAGAGAUUUAAUGUCACAGUAACUUUACAGAUAUUGUGCUAGAUGAGAUAUGUUGAUGAGAUAGUCUUGUGAAGUCUGAAGUUUUUCACAUUCCAUGCCUUUAAGAUGGUUAGACUUGCAUAAUAAUGAUUGUCACAUUAAUGCAAAUAAAUAUUCGAAAAAGGUC